AAAUUUCAUGUCACUAAAUGUAAGUUUGGGCCUGAAAAAUCUGUAGGAUGUGUUGCGUAGCAUAAUAAUUGAAUGGUUUCCUCUUCUUCUCUCAGUUUAUCCAACACUGACCGUAGCAAAAUGCCAUUGGGAGAGGAUGGACACUCUUGGAAAAAGAAAACAUCGAACAUCAAGGACAUCUAUGACUUUAAAGAAGUUUUGGGAACAGGGGCUUUUUCUGAGGUGAUGCUCGCAGAGGAGAAGAGGACGAGAAAGCUAGUGGCGAUAAAAUGCAUCCCGAAAAAAGCUCUGGAGGGGAAAGAGAACAGCAUUGAAAAUGAGAUCGCCGUGCUCCACAAGAUUAAACAUGCCAACAUAGUUUCCCUGGAGGACAUCUUUGAGAACAAAUCCCACCUCUACCUUGUCAUGCAACUGUGAGUGAUUGAUCAUUAAUUUCACCUUUGCUGUCGCCCCAUAUUUUCAUGCUUCCUACAUGGAGUAUGUGAGCCCACCUCCAAACAAUUCAGCUCUUAUCUAGUGCAGCUGCCAUGUGCUGGUUGCCGUUUUUAGCUCCUUAUCUCAAACUCGUUUAUUUCCGUGACUUAAAAGCUCUCAAGGUUCAGAUGAUGUGUGGCUUUUAUGGUAAACAAAUCCCUAAAGAUCUCAAUGUUGGCCAAAAGCCAACUUUAAAGCAUCUGUAUGCAACAAAUAAAAAUGCAAAGGCAUUAUUCCAAUGAAUAUUAUUGCUAUCAAACAUAAUUAUAGACAUUUAGACCCGAAACAUUCUCUA
Carassius gibelio (silver crucian carp) is the source of this 769-nucleotide messenger RNA. RefSeq names its product calcium/calmodulin-dependent protein kinase type 1D-like. Gene Ontology annotation, molecular function: calcium/calmodulin-dependent protein kinase activity; calmodulin binding; ATP binding. The record is from RefSeq and is a predicted model, not a curated record. The transcript has 3 exons. The coding region runs from base 73 to 417 and encodes 114 amino acids. Gene Ontology annotation, biological process: peptidyl-serine phosphorylation. Gene Ontology annotation, cellular component: intracellular anatomical structure. Lineage: Eukaryota; Metazoa; Chordata; Actinopteri; Cypriniformes; Cyprinidae.